UCUUGGUGCUGGGACCAAAGCUAGUAAUCAUCAUUUCAAUAAAUCAAUGGUAAAGACAGCAGUGAAGUUUUGUCACUUAUCAGCCUAUUAAAAAUAUUUUUAGUGAACAGUAAAGUGAUUUUUUGUAAAUAUUUACUAGAUUAUUGAUAUAGAUUUAAAAUUGUAUAAAACUUAUUGGAAGACUAUCCAAAGGAAGGACAUAAAACUUAUUAAAGUCUUAAAAAUGAAUAAUCAACUCUAUUCUAUUCGAUUAUUUAUCACAUUCUAAUAUUAACUUAUUACAAAUAAAUAUGUAACUAUUGCAACCGUACCUAUUCCAUAUUUUUGUGUUGAAGAAUAGGCUAUACAGUAGUAUAUCAUAAUAAAAAUGCUUUAAGGUAAAUCAACCAAUUGAGUUCAUUUGAAAUUCGUUGCUUCAAAUUUUUCUUGAGGAGCUUAUAUUUCAAGUUAUAUAAAAAAACUUAUGCGUCAAACUUAUAUUUUUAUAUUCAAGAUUCAACCAUUUUCAAAGAAGUUAUUCGAGAGCUAUAAAUAUUGCAAUUUCCAUUUGCAUAGUAGUUCAUUUCUGCUGUCACAUAUUUAUUCAAAUUGACCCUCCACUUAUUAUUUCCAGGAAUGCCAUUGAUGGAGGUAUGCUACCGAGAUGAUCCAAAUCUCAAUAAGUGCAUAAAAGAUAUAAUACAACACCUAGUCCCAAAUGUGAAAUCAGGUAUUCCUGAAUUGGGACUGCCAUCAUUAGACCCCAUGGAGAUGGAUGACAUGGAGUUCACAUACAAGAGCAGCAUGGUUAGUGGGGAUACCAAGGUCAAGGAUGUCAAGAUUUACAAAUUAUCAAACAUCAAAGUUGUGGAUGCCAGGGCAAAAGUCAAUGAUCCCACCAAGCUUAUUUUGGAAUUUGAAGCUCACUACGAUCGCUUGGAAUCUAUUGGCAAAUAUGAAUUAGUGGGAAAUAUAGCCAGGAUACCCAUCAAUACACAAGGACUUUUCAACCUUACUCUUUAUGAUGUAACAUUCAUGUACACAGUGAAAGGAGACCUGAUCACAGGUCGGGACGGGGAGGAGUACAUGGAGCUCAAGCACUUCCAGUAUCUGCACAGCAACAAGGGAAUUGGCAAUCUCAAACUACAUGCUACAAAUCUUGUCGAAAAGAAUGCCUUUCUAAAUAUGUUUGCUAUCAGAUUCCUGAACCAAUUCUGGAAGCCGAUUUCGAGGGAACUGAUUCCUAUUAUUGACCCAAUGAUUGAUCGAUUCACCACCAGAUUUUUCAACAAUAUUUUCUUGAGGAUACCAUACAACAUGCUGUUUCCACAAUCAAGGGAUUGGAUGCCUGGUUAUGACUGAAAAUUUUAUUAUUUAUAUCUUUUGUUUCUACUAAUUUAUUUUUUCAUUCUAUGAAUCACAUAGAAUAAAUUACUAUUCAGCUUAUGAGAGCUCUAUUUACCUCACUUGAACAUGGAAAGCUGUUAUAACUUCUACUGUUGAUUUACUGAUGGUCUUUAUUCAUAAUGAUCUAUGAAAGAUCAUUUAUUAUUGGUCUUUAUUCAUAAUGAUGUAUGCAAGAUCAUUUAUUAUUACUUAUUUUCUAUUCGAGUUUAUUUGGCUAAAUCAAUUUCAAGCUUCCAACCUAUUAUUGGCUUUGCAAUUGUAUUAUAAUUUGAAGUUAAUUACGACUUGUUUAUUAAUAAUGUAUUCAAAUUGUAAUCAUAAAUGAAGUAUUCAUAAUCCAUUCUAGGGAGACUAAAUUAUAAACAUGAAUUGAUUUUUUAAAUGAUCGAGCGAAUUCUCCCUUGACAGUUUCGUCAAAUAAUACAAUAUAUUAUAAAACUAGAAGUAAAGAAUUAAUUUUCUUAAAUAUGAGAACUGUUUCUUCUAUCAAAUUGAUAGAGUUUUUUUUCUGUCCUCUUUCAAUUUUUUACUGUUUGCUGUCCUCCUAGACUCAUAGAUAUUGAAUAAAUUUUCAGAAAGAUGUGUUAAUUUGUUGUUAGUAAAAUAUCUUAUUGUAUUUCUUUUAUACGUCUCAUUUCAAUUUUAAAAUGUUUAAGCUCUGGAGCUUUUUACAGGAGUUUCUGCACCAAAAUCUCGGAUUUUCAGUUCCUUUUCCAGUUUUCUGUUAUUUUCGCCAUAUAAAGCCAUCGGACUUGGAAAGAUCACUCUCGUCUUUUUUUUAGAUUUUCAAUAAAAAUUCGAAUAAAAUGAAAUAACUCUGAUAUCUUCUCGGAAUUCUUCUCGGCACGUCAAGGCGGUUCAAAAUCACUUAUCAUAAUUCAAAUUAGGUUGAAAAAUGGAAAAUAUAUCCUUCAUUGUAUACAAUAUAAAUCUAACCUACAUUUCCAUAUAUAUAAGAAAGGGCUGAUUUCUCUAUUCAAAGGUGCUUAUUUUGGAAACCCCUAAUUAUAAAAAAAUCUACAUUGUAAAUUGAAUUUUAGAGCAGAAUCUUUUCUUUCAUGUGAAGUAAAUAAUUAACAAAAUAGUAGGUUGUGCAACUAGUGCGCAAAGUGGCACUUUUCUGCACCGAGAGAAACGUUUACGCAUGAGCCGUAGGUGAGUGCGGAAUGGUUUCUUGAGUUCAGCAAAGGAACUUUGCACACGUAUUUCACAUUAAAUGUUUCCUACAGUUACCAUUAAAUAUGAAAAGUGAGUAAUUGUUAUGAGUAGAAUGUCCU
Molecule: messenger RNA, 2663 nt
Organism: Nilaparvata lugens (brown planthopper)
Lineage: Eukaryota; Metazoa; Arthropoda; Insecta; Hemiptera; Delphacidae
Product: circadian clock-controlled protein daywake
Exons: 5
Coding region: 616-1341 (241 amino acids)
Source: RefSeq, a predicted model, not a curated record